Messenger RNA from Suricata suricatta (meerkat), 2647 nucleotides. It is a transcript of the gene UBFD1, whose product is annotated as ubiquitin family domain containing 1. The record is from RefSeq and is a predicted model, not a curated record. Bases 275 to 1165 code for a protein of 296 amino acids. NCBI's taxonomy places the organism in Eukaryota, Metazoa, Chordata, Mammalia, Carnivora, Herpestidae. Gene Ontology annotation, molecular function: cadherin binding; RNA binding. The transcript has 8 exons.
CAUACUCCCCAACGCCACGCCGGCCCCACUAGGCCUCUAGGGGGCAGGGCCCAUCUUGCGGGCGACUUCCCGGGCCCGCCCCCCUCGGCUCCCGAAAGCUAAAGCGUGGCAGGGGGCCGGGCUGGGGAAGCGGAGGAGGCGGGUCUCCAUAGAAACGUCCACCUGUUUCCGGCCAGGCUGUGCAAGAUUAGGGGCUGCUGCGGGGGCCAAUCUCAGCUAGCUCGUCUUUUCCCGGCGACCUCUGCGGGAGCGGUGGGUGUUGUACACAAUCAUCAUGGCGGCGGCCGGAGCCCCGGAUGGCAUGGAGGAACCUGGCAUGGACACGGAGGCCGAGACGGUGGCGACCGAGGCCCCCGCGCGGCCCCUAAACUGCGUAGAGGCCGAAGUCGCGGCGGGGCCGGCGGCGGUCGAGGACUCCUGCGCUGCGCGAGGCAGCUUGCAGCCGGCCCCGGCCCAGCCCCCUGGGGACCCCGCGGCCCAGGCCUCGGUCAGCAACGGCGAGGACGCGGGCGGCGGCGCGGGCAGGGAGCUGGUAGACCUGAAGAUCAUCUGGAACAAGACUAAGCACGACGUGAAGUUUCCCCUGGAUAGUACAGGCUCCGAGCUAAAACAGAAGAUUCACUCCAUUACAGGUCUCCCUCCUGCCAUGCAAAAAGUCAUGUACAAGGGACUCGUCCCUGAGGAUAAGACAUUGAGAGAAAUAAAAGUGACCAGCGGAGCCAAGAUCAUGGUGGUUGGCUCCACGAUAAAUGAUGUUUUAGCCGUAAACACGCCCAAAGAUGCUGCCCAGCAGGACGCAAAGGCUGAAGAGAACAAGAAGGAGCCGCUCUGCAGGCAGAAACAACACAGGAAAGUGUUGGAUAAAGGAAAACCCGAAGAUGUGAUGCCAUCUGUUAAGGGUGCCCAGGAGCGCCUGCCCACGGUCCCCUUAUCCGGCAUGUACAACAAGUCCGGAGGCAAAGUGAGGCUUACCUUCAAGCUAGAACAAGACCAGCUGUGGAUCGGCACUAAAGAUUCCUGGAGGGAACCGAACAUGCCUAAUUCACCUGUUUCUGGCCAGCACUGUAGGUAUUCAGUGUUCGAGAGCGGACUGAGAAAUUGCCCAUGGGCUCCAUUAAAAAUGUGGUCAGUGAACCUAUCGAAGGACACGAAGACUACCACAUGAUGAGCCGUUGGAGUAUUGCUUUAUGGAGCUCAGUAAAUUUGCUAGAAUGAUCUUGAGCUCUGGCUCCUGACCGUGUCUGCAUGGAGACCUUGCUGGGAGCGCUCGGGAGAGCAGAGGUGGACAGCACCAGAAGCCGCUGGGAGAAGUAUUUGAUUUAGAUCCAUGUCCGGGUCACAGCAGUAUUCACGGGUUUGUCACUCGGUCCCAUGAGCGGUCUCUUCCUAACCUUGUUUGUGGUCCAGAAUAUACCAAGUCUGUGUUAGCAAAUGAAGUAUUCGUCCCCCUUGGUGGCAUCACAGUGUUCAUUUUUCCUGAGGAUUAUUUCCGUGCAGCGCCUUCCCUGUUGGAAGGGACUGGUUCCUUCCCUGGGGUCGUGCCCUGCAGGUGGGUGGCUUCAGAAGGAGCUGGUUCCGAGGAGGGGCCAGCAGGCAGGGAGCAGGCUUGCGGGCUCGCCAUCUCUUCCGUGCCGGGUGCCUCCCGGGCCUCCUGAGGGGCUGCUUUCCCUGUGGGUCUUUGCCACAGACAUCAGGUAUCCCUUCCCUCCCCGAGGCCACUUGGGCGAGUAGUGAUAAGGUUACUGCUGCCAGGGCUCCAUCCCUCACAGCUCUGUUUCUGUCCGUCUGGUCAGAGAACUUAGAAAAGCAAACUCACGAGUUGCUGAAGUCUGUGGUGUGAAGUAUUUUAAUUGAAGCUAGGCCUUUUGCAAGUCGUGUUCACUCUUUGCAGAUGGGAUUGAACCAAGGAUGCCCCUGCAGACACGGUAGGGGCCACCGAGGCCUCAGUAGAUUCCUUAGUGGCUGCUCUGCCUGACGAGGGCCAAAGAGACCAACUCUGCCACUUUGCCACAUCUCAGAAAAGUUGCCAUAUUUCAGCCAGAAGGGACUUGCUUUCCUCUUCUUCCUUUAACCAUGUGCCUGGAGCAGCCGUCCUGGGCUCUUGCACUUGGCCCACCCUUGCUUUGCUGGGGCAGUGAAGGGGAAGGGACGGACUCUGCCAGUCAGGGCCGUGCGAGGGCAGGCCUGCUUUCCACCCUGUCUUCUGAGGGGACCUCUCUCUUGCUCCUUGCUGCUCUGUUCAUGCCGGUUGUCUUGGAAAAAGGACAGUCCCUUUGUCCUAAGGCUUUGUGAGGAAGUCCUCUCCAUUUAGGAUUGGCACCUGUUUCCUUCCGAGUAGGUGCAGAACAUCUGGCACCUCUCCCUGCCAGGCUGGGUGGUUCUACUGCUUUCUGAAUUUCUAUAAACCUCUUUUCUUUCUCAAAGAGUUCUGCAGAAUUAUUUGACAAUAUACGUAAGUACCAUGUUUCCUUGUGGUGUGCGCUCUGUUCUGGUUUCUGUUUUUAAAUCAAAUGCCUGUUUGAGAGGAGAUGAACGUAUUUAGUCUAUUAGAUUUGCGCUGCUGGAUUUUUUUUAAAGUGUAACCUUGACUAGCUGUCUUAUUGUUUAUCCUGUAAGAUUAGUCUAUCAAUUAAAGUUUGAUAAUUAA